GACGAUGUUGCCCAUUGCACAGUGACACUCUGAUGAGGAAGAGUUGAUGAUGAGAGUAAACAGCUAACCCCCAUUAAGCGCUUCUUAUCCGCCAGGAAUCAUGCCCAGGACAUUAUGUUCUCCACGUCUAACUUCACAGCAACCCUAUGUAUGAGGUGCCAUUUGGAUUGUACUUUAGUGGCACGAUGUACUCUGAGUGGAGGUCACUGCAUUUGGUGAUUCAGAAUGAUCAAGGCCAUACCAGUGUGCUGCACAGCUAUCCAGAGAGCGUUGGACGAGAGGUGGCAAAUGCUGUAGUCCGUCCUCUUGGGCAGGUGUUAGGUACCCCUUCAGUGGCUGGUAGUGAGAGUUUGUUAAAAACUGACAAAGAAGUAAAAUGGACCAUGGAAGUAAUUUGCUAUGGACUGACCCUUCCAUUGGAUGGAGAGACUGUAAAAUAUUGCGUUGAUGUAUAUACAGACUGGAUUAUGGCUUUAGUGUUGCCGAAAGAUUCUAUUCCAUUGCCAGUUAUUAAAGAGCCUAAUCAAUAUGUUCAAACUAUACUAAAACACCUACAAAAUCUUUUUGUACCAAGACAGGAACAGGGUUCCAGUCAGAUUCGACUAUGCUUACAGGUCCUGAGAGCCAUUCAGAAACUGGCCCGUGAGUCAUCUCUCAUGGCCCGAGAAACCUGGGAAGUCUUACUGUUGUUUCUUCUGCAGAUUAAUGACAUACUUCUGGCCCCACCAACUGUUCAAGGUGGCAUUGCUGAGAAUCUAGCAGAGAAGUUGAUUGGUGUUCUCUUUGAGGUGUGGUUACUAGCUUGUACUCGGUGCUUCCCAACACCUCCUUAUUGGAAAACAGCCAAGGAGAUGGUGGCUAACUGGAGGCAUCACCCAGCAGUGGUGGAGCAGUGGAGCAAGGUCAUUUGUGCGCUCACUUCCAGAUUGCUACGCUUUACAUAUGGUCCUUCAUUUCCUCCAUUUAAAGUUCCCGAUGAAGAUGCCAGUCUGAUCCCUCCAGAAAUGGAUAAUGAGUGUGUUGCACAGACAUGGUUUCGCUUUUUACACAUGUUAAGUAAUCCUGUGGAUUUGAGUAACCCAGCUAUUAUAAGCUCUACUCCCAAAUUUCAGGAACAGUUCUUGAAUGUGAGCGGAAUGCCGCAAGAAUUGAAUCAGUAUCCCUGCCUUAAACAUCUGCCUCAAAUAUUUUUUCGUGCCAUGCGUGGAAUCAGCUGUCUGGUGGAUGCAUUCUUAGGUAUUUCUAGACCCCGAUCAGACAGUGCUCCCCCAACACCUGUGAAUAGAUUAAGUAUGCCUCAAAGUGCUGCUGUCAGUACCACCCCACCGCAUAACCGGAGGCACCGGGCUGUUACUGUGAAUAAGGCCACCAUGAAGACAAGCACAGUUAGUACUACUCAUGCCUCUAAAGUUCAGCACCAGACGUCCUCCACCUCUCCUCUGUCAAGUCCAAAUCAAACUAGUUCAGAACCCCGGCCACUGCCUGCCCCUCGGAGACCAAAGGUUAACAGCAUUUUGAAUCUCUUUGGAUCAUGGUUAUUUGAUGCAGCAUUUGUUCACUGUAAACUUCAUAAUGGGAUAAACAGAGACAGCAGCAUGACUGCAUCUUUUAUCCAAAUUCUUCUUUCUUAUAAAUCUUCCAUUACAACACAAGCUAGCAUGGAGUUUCGACGGAAAGGGUCACAAAUGUCCACAGACACCAUGGUUUCCAAUCCUAUGUUUGAUGCAAGUGAAUUUCCUGAUAACUAUGAAGCAGGAAGAGCUGAGGCUUGUGGGACACUGUGUAGGAUUUUUUGUAGCAAGAAGACUGGAGAAGAGAUUCUGCCAGCUUAUUUAUCCAGAUUUUACAUGCUUUUAAUUCAAGGUUUGCAGAUAAAUGAUUAUGUGUGCCAUCCUGUCUUGGCCAGCGUUAUUCUAAACUCUCCUCCUUUGUUCUGCUGUGACUUGAAAGGGAUUGAUGUUGUGGUUCCUUACUUUAUUUCAGCUCUUGAAACCAUUCUGCCUGACAGAGAACUCUCAAAAUUCAAAAGCUAUGUAAAUCCAACAGAAUUGCGAAGAUCCUCCAUUAAUAUCCUGCUUUCUUUGUUGCCCCUCCCUCAUCAUUUUGGCACAGUCAAAUCUGAGGUGGUCCUGGAAGGAAAGUUUAGUAACGAUGACAGCUCUUCUUAUGAUAAACCAAUAACUUUUCUAUCCCUGAAGUUGAGACUUGUGAAUAUAUUAAUAGGUGCCUUGCAAACUGAAACGGACCCCAACAACACCCAAAUGAUAUUAGGGGCAAUGUUAAAUAUUGUUCAAGAUUCAGCACUUUUGGAAGCUAUUGGUUGCCAGAUGGAGAUGGGUGGUGGAGAAAAUAACCUGAAGAGUCAUAGUCGCACCAAUAGUGGUAUUAGUUCAGCAAGUGGUGGAAGCACGGAGCCCACGACUCCAGAUAGUGAGAGACCUGCUCAAGCUCUCUUAAGAGAUUAUGCUCUUAAUACAGAUUCAGCUGCUGGGCUCCUGAUUCGCAGCAUUCAUCUCGUCACCCAAAGACUCAACUCCCAGUGGCGCCAAGACAUGAGCAUAUCACUGGCAGCUCUAGAGCUCCUCUCUGGCCUUGCAAAGGUAAAAGUGAUGGUUGACUCAGGAGACCGGAAGCGAGCCAUCAGUUCUGUGUGCACCUACAUUGUGUAUCAGUGUAGUCGGCCAGCUCCUUUACACUCCAGGGAUCUGCACUCCAUGAUAGUGGCAGCUUUUCAGUGUCUCUGUGUCUGGCUGACAGAGCACCCUGAUAUGCUUGACGAAAAGGACUGUCUUAAGGAAGUACUGGAGAUUGUGGAACUGGGUAUCUCAGGAAGUAAGUCCAGGAACAGCGAGCAAGAGGUCAAGUACAAAGGAGAUAAGGAGCCAAACCCUGCAUCUAUGAGGGUAAAGGAUGCUGCUGAAGCCACCCUAACAUGCAUUAUGCAGUUGCUUGGCGCAUUUCCGUCACCUAGUGGUCCUGCCUCUCCUUGUAGUCUUGUGAAUGAGACCACUUUGAUUAAAUACUCCAGGCUGCCAACCAUAAACAAGCAUAGUUUCCGGUACUUUGUCUUGGAUAACAGUGUCAUCCUGGCAAUGCUGGAACAACCUCUUGGAAAUGAGCAGAAUGAUUUUUUCCCCUCUGUCACUGUGCUGGUCCGGGGGAUGUCUGGAAGACUUGCUUGGGCACAACAGCUUUGUCUUUUACCCAGAGGAGCAAAAGCAAAUCAGAAGCUUUUUGUGCCUGAACCUCGCCCAGUUCCUAAAAAUGACGUUGGAUUUAAAUAUUCUGUGAAACAUCGGCCAUUUCCUGAAGAGGUGGACAAGAUUCCUUUUGUGAAAGCAGAUCUCAGCAUUCCAGAUUUGCAUGAAAUAGUCACUGAAGAAUUAGAAGAGAGACAUGAAAAAUUAAGGAGUGGCAUGGCCCAGCAGAUUGCUUAUGAAAUACACCUUGAGCAACAGAGUGAGGAGGAAUUGCAGAAGAGAAGUUUUCCUGACCCAGUUACGGAUUGCAAGCCCCCGCCUCCUGCCCAGGAAUUCCAAACAGCCCGCCUUUUUCUCUCACACUUUGGAUUUUUGUCCUUGGAAGCACUGAAGGAACCUGCAAAUAGUCGUCUACCUCCUCACCUUAUUGCACUUGAUUCCACGAUACCUGGAUUUUUUGAUGACAUUGGGUAUCUGGAUCUCUUGCCAUGUCGUCCUUUUGACACAGUUUUUAUUUUCUAUAUGAAGCCAGGUCAGAAAACGAACCAAGAGAUUUUAAAGAAUGUGGAGUCUUCCAAAACUGUUCAGCCACAUUUCCUAGAAUUUUUGCUUUCCCUUGGCUGGUCAGUAGAUGUGGGCAGACACCCUGGUUGGACUGGACAUGUUUCUACCAGUUGGUCUAUUAAUUGUUGUGAUGAUGGUGAAGGAUCUCAACAAGAAGAAGUGAUUUCCUCUGAAGACAUUGGAGCUAGCAUUUUCAAUGGACAGAAGAAGGUGCUGUAUUAUGCUGAUGCCCUUACAGAAAUUGCUUUUGUGGUUCCUUCUCCUGUGGAGUCCUUAACUGAUUCAUUGGAAAGUAACAUCUCGGACCAAGAUAGUGAUUCAAAUAUGGAUCUUAUGCCAGGAAUUCUGAAACAGCCAUCCCUGACACUUGAGCUUUUCCCCAAUCAUACAGACAAUCUUAAUUCCUCACAGAGGCUCAGUCCCAGUUCCAGAAUGAGGAAGCUGCCUCAGGGUCGCCCUGUUCCUCCCCUUGGACCUGAGACAAGAGUUUCUGUAGUCUGGGUGGAACGCUAUGAUGAUAUAGAAAACUUUCCCCUCUCAGAGCUGAUGACAGAGAUCAGUACUGGUGUGGAAACUACUGCAAAUAGUAGCACUUCACUGAGAUCUACGACUCUUGAAAAAGAAGUUCCUGUCAUCUUCAUCCACCCUUUAAACACUGGAUUAUUCCGGAUAAAAAUUCAAGGAGCCAUUGGAAAAUUUAACAUGGUCAUCCCUCUUGUGGAUGGGAUGAUUGUCAGCAGGCGAGCUCUUGGCUUUCUGGUGAGGCAGACUGUAAUUAACAUUUGUAGAAGAAAGAGACUGGAAAGUGACUCCUACAGUCCCCCCCAUGUCCGCCGGAAACAGAAAAUCACCGACAUUGUCAACAAGUACCGGAACAAGCAGUUGGAGCCAGAGUUUUAUACUUCACUUUUCCAGGAGGUUGGACUCAAGAACUGCAGUUCUUAGACCACUGAAUUUCUAAGACUGUUGAACUCCAGUUUGGGAACUAUAACACAGCAGAACAGUUUGAUAGGUGAUCACUGUAAAAAUAAAAACAAAUCACUCCCAAGAGCUUACUGUUUAAUCACCAGAAUAGAAGAAACACAUUAUAACCCAUUUGAUAGAAGACUUUGGGCUAUCUAGUGAAAUGGGCUCCCAGACACAAUCAUACUCCUGCUGAUAAUGAUGAUAUACAUUUUAGCCAUAAACUUUCUUUUAAAAGUGACAAUUUUAGUUAAACAUAAGCCUUUUGAGGAGAAAGGCUUUUAUGCAUCUCAGUUAAACACGUGCAUUGGUAGUAUCAACAAAUUUGCAAUAUAGAAGUUGAAGAUAGUUUUAUACCUCACUUUUUAGGAGGUUGUAUUCAAAAUUAAAAUCUCAGAAUCUUACAGGACAUUUAAAGACUCAUGUUGAUAGCAUGGAGGAGAAGGAAAGAAGUCACAGCCUUCUACUCACUUGUAGGUCUUCUUGUCAUCCAGCUGUCACACUGACAAAAAGAAAAGAUGAUACAUGUUUUUUGCUCAGAUAAGAAGCCUGACUUUAAAAGAUGUCAUAUUUUUUUCUCCACAUUUCAAAAAGUUGUCCUUCUCAUCACUGCACAGAUCUGUCUGAAAGCCUCAGUUUCUGAGCAACCCAGGAACAGAUCAGAAAUGGAGCAUGGCCUUGUCCUUUAAUGGGGAUGCAAAUAAAGUUUGUGGGGUUAAAAGUUGUAAGACAGCAGUGAUACCCCCACUCUCUCCAUUAUUGUCCAGCGGGGUGACAUAAUGACAGGUUAAACAUUUGUGAUUCAUUGAUUAAAUAUCAUUUAAAGAAAUGUAAAUUCA
Molecule: messenger RNA, 5566 nt
Organism: Symphalangus syndactylus (siamang)
Lineage: Eukaryota; Metazoa; Chordata; Mammalia; Primates; Hylobatidae
Gene: RALGAPB
Product: Ral GTPase activating protein non-catalytic subunit beta
Biological process (GO): regulation of small GTPase mediated signal transduction; activation of GTPase activity
Molecular function (GO): GTPase activator activity
Source: RefSeq, a predicted model, not a curated record